AUGACACAAAUUGGCCUCUACCCGUCUGCACUCACAAAACCGUUUGAGCUCUCGCUGAGCGCCAUUAAAUCAGUGCUCGAGCCCGAGAAUCCGUCAUAUUCAAGUAAACUGAUUUUUCCCCCGGGGGAUUCUUGGCUGGAAUUCUCUGAAUUCCAGAUCAAGCUGAAAUUCUAGAAUUCCAGCCCAGCCAAAAAUUCUAGUCAAAAUUUAAUUCCCCAAUUUUUUUCAGAACGAGUUCCAAAUUGUCAAAAAUGCGGUCAACAUGGCAGGAAAUCGAGGCUCAAAGGACAUAAAAGGUAAAAAAAAUUUUGAAAUGUGGAUUUUGGCGCCAGAAAUUUGGAGUACUGUAGAUCAAAAUUGGUGCCAAAAAGUAGUGGUUUUGGCGCUAAAUUUGAUCUACAAAAAUUCAAAUUUUUUCCCGCCAAAUUUUUUGAAAUUCAAAUUUUUUUCUUGCAGAGUCUGCCCGUUUCGAGAUUGUACAUGUGCCAAGGUAAGGUUUCUUCACCACCGCAAAAUUUUUAAUUAGCACCUUUGCACGAUGUUUUGGGAGUAUAUUGCACCUGUUUCACAGGGGAGGGGAUUAUAUUUUCGAAAAUCCUAAAAAGAAUUUCAAAAUUUAAAUUUAGUAUAAGUUUUGGGAAAGCUUGGAAAUGAAAUAGAAAAAUAAAUCUUUGAGAGUUUAAAGUUGAGAUAAGUCUCCAAUUUGAGGAUUUCGGGGGAGUUUGGCAUGAUUUUGAAGGAUUUUUAGAUGAACCGGGAAGUUUUGGGAACUCUUGAAGUUGAAUUUCAAGCUUCUGGAAUUUCUGAAAAGUUCCCAUGAGUUUCAGAAGUUUCUAAAUCAAAAUUUGAACCUUUCUCGAACUAUUUCAAAAUUCUCUAGCAGCUGAAAAUUCGACAUUUCUGAAACAUUCGAAAGUCUGGGAGAUAUUUUUGGAAUUUUCUAGAAUUCAAAAAAAAAUUCUGGGUAUUUCAGAAAGUCUGGAACGUUUUAGGGAUUUUUCAACGUCUUGAAAAGAAUCUGGAACUUUGUCUGAAAAUUUCUAAAUUCUAGAACAUUUUCAGAAGUUUUAUCAGCUCAAAAAGUUUCGAAGAACUUCUUAGGACACUUUUCAGCUUUUCAGAAAUCAUCUGAAACCUUCUAUGAGUUCUGAGAACUCUAGAAACAUUCCUGAAGCUUUUUCAGCUUCCCAUAUCAAUCCUGGGCUUCUGAAAGUCAUCUAGACCUUUUCAGAAAAUUCUGAAUUUCCAGAAGCUAGUACUUUUUCAGCUCUCAAAAAUCUUCCAAAUUCCAAAAAUCUACUCCCACACAUUUCUAUUUUCUAGAGCCCAAUUAUAAAUUUUCCACGAAUAUUUUUCCAGACAUUCUAAUUAUGAUGUCUGAAAAAUUAUGAAAUAUUAUUUUUUGUUCUAGAAAAAGUACACAUUUUUCUCGUGAUACACUCGUUUUUUCUUGAAAAACAAAAAAACUUUUGUGUUUUUCAAAAAAAAACACAGCUGCAACAUUUUUUGUUGCUUUGAAGCAACAAAAAAAAUUGGAAAACAAACAUUUUUUCUGGUUAGGAAGGGAGUUCCAAGCGGUGAUUGACAUUUUUUUUUCGAAAAAUGUUUUUUCCUGGAUUUUUUUGUGCGCAAAAAAGCAAAUUUUCUGGAUUUUGGAUGACGAAGAAUCUCAUUAAAAACAUGCAAAAAUGUUUCAAAAAUAUAUUUUUUCACACGAAAAAAAAUUGAGCCAAUUAUUUAGCGGAUAUAUAAAGUGUAUGUUGUUGUGAAACAUGCGAGAAUAAAAAAAAAUUCCGGGGGAAAAUUUGUUUUUGGAAAUUUGAUAGGCUUGUUUUGGAACAAUUUUUUGGAGCCGGGGAUUUUUGAUCUACCCGGAUUUUGAAGCUGGAAAAAUGAGGAGAAGCUGGGAUUUUUUUCAGAGUUUUGAGAUAUUUUUCAAAUCUAGAAAUUUUGGCUUAAAAUUUCACACGGAGAGAAAAUUUAAAUUAAAAAAUAAAUUGGAGAUUUUUUGAAAUAAAAAAUGUGUGGCUUAAAAUUUAGAGCCCGAAAUAUUUGCUCACCAAGUUAUCCCAAGUCCAAAUGUUUUUGAGAAUCUGAAAUUCAUGCAGGCUGAAAAUUUCCAGCCCAAAAAUUGUUCAACUUGAAUUUCUCCUGAAUUUGAACUUCAAAGUUCAGAAUCCAGUAGGCAUCGAAAAUCUUGAAAUUUCUGAAGCCGAAUUCAAAAUUUUUCUGAAAAUCACAAAAUUUCUCUUCCGGGUCCCAAAAAUUCCUCUGAUCUCAUUCUGAUUUUUAUUUAUUCUCCGAAAAAGUACCACGUCACACAACAACAAAAAUCUUCUUCGUCUUCUUCCUGAUUCUCUGCAAAUGAAUAAAUCUAAAUCUCUGAAAACACACCUACAGUAAUCCUCUGAAUUUAUUUUAUUUUUCCUGGAAUAUUUGUUUUUGUCUUCUCUAUAUGUGUGUUUUCCAGAGAAACCAGCCAAAUUAAUCGUCAUUUUUUUAUUCAAAAAAAUUUAUAAAAAUAAUUGGGAUUGCUCAUGUUAAAAAGGUAGAAGGGUAAUAUGAGCAAUGCUUGAAAAAUUCGGAAAUUUAAAUUUUUCUAGUGUUUGUUGAUCUGAGCAAUUGUUUUGGGAAACUUAACAUUGCUCAUGUUAGGUUUUUGAAACAGUGAAAUUUUGUUAGAAUGAGCAAUGAUUGCUCAUGUUUAAAAAAAUGAAGAUUUUUUUUUCCAUGAAAAUGUACGUUUCAAAAAUUGUUUCUUCAAAAAAGUUCCAAAAUUUCCACUUUCUCUUCUAUUUUUCAACAAAAAAUUGCCAUUUCUGCACACAUCUGUGUAAACUCUACAGUACUCUCGUCCUUUCAUCAUCAAAAAAAAAUAGAAUUCCAAAAAAAAAAUUCGAAAACAAUAAUUUUUCAGCCGGAAAUGGGCGGAGCCUAAUGUUGUGUAUGGCAAAAAAAAUUGAGAGGGGCGGAGCCACAAUUUUUAAUUUUAUGUUAUGUUUCUAUUAGAAUUACGGUAGACCUGAAAGGAACAUUGCUCAUAUUAACAAAAAUUGGAGAAAAAAUUUGUAAGCAUCGCUUAUUCUUUAACAUGAGCAAUCUUAUUGGAAAAAUAAAAAUGAACAAAAAAACCACUGGAAAAAUUACUGUUUCAAAAAAUUUUUAAUUCAAAAAAUCGUUUUAUUUUUUUUUUCAGUGUUCGGUGGUGUCAGAACGUCAAAAACUGAUGGCAGAUCAAAUCAAAAUCCGGCGACGACAACGAAAAGACACACUAAUGAAUUUGACACGUGAACACAUUACGUCGACGCUGAACGCCGCCGCUGCGCUCAGCGCAACACAAUUCAAUUUGGGCAAUUUCAGCAAUCUGAAUGCGUUGUUGUGUGAGUUUUGGGCGGAUUUCUAGUACAAAAAUGAGGUUUUUAGGGAUUUUCCAAUAAGCCUGAGAGCCUGAAAUUCAGAAUUUUCAGUGGAAAUUUUUUUAGGGGCGCUUAAUUUUGAUCAAUUUGAAUUUCUUGUUCAAAUUUUAAUUCAAAAAAUAUUUCCACUCGAUUUUUGAGGAUUUUUUGAAACAGUGUAAUUUUUACUUACAGUAGCGUAUUUUUCAAAAACAAAAUCGUUUUGAAAUUUUCUCAUCAGAAAUUUGGGAAUUUUUUGAAGUAGUGAAAUUUUUUCCCCCAAAAAAAUUCACUGUUUCAAAAAAUCUAGAAAUUUCUGAUUCAUUUUUUUUCUUGUUUUAUGCAUUUAGUAGCUUGUUUAGUGCCACGUGGAUUUUCUGAUCUAAAAAAAGUCUGAAAAAUUGACUGUUUCAAAAAAUUUAGAAAUUAUCGAUUCAUAUUUUUUGAAAUGCUAUGCUUUUCUAGUUUUUCAGUGCGUGGAUUGUCCGAUUUAAGAAAAAUCUCCCAGAAUUUGCCACGUGGCAACCAAAAAUUAGGAGGUCCACUGAAUUUUUGAGUCUCAAAAAUUUCACUGUUUCAAAAAUUUUGAAAUUUUCAAGGCAUGAAUUUUUAAACGAUAUGACAAUAUUUUGCGUGGGUCCAAAAAUAAAAUCUCGGCAAUUUUUUGAGCUGAAAUUUUGCCACGUGGAUUUUCGAGCCUAGAACUUGCCACGUGGCAGCCCAAACAUCAGAAGUCAAAUUAUAUAGAUAAAAUUUUGAGUAAAAAAAUUCACUGUUUCAAAAAAUCCAGAAAUUUUUGAGGAAUGUUUUUAAAACGUUCCAACUGACGUACUCAAACUCUAUGGAUCAAACUUUGAGUCUCAAAAUUUCACUGUUUCAAAAAAUCUAGAAAUUUUUAAGGCAUGAAUUUUGAAACGAUAUGUUAUGGCUCCAAUAAUAAAAUCUGAAAUUUUGCCACGUGGAUUAUUUAUCUACUAGUCUAGCCUUUCCACGUGGCAACCAAAAAAACUUUCCACGUGGCAACCAAAAAAUCAGAUUCUAAAAACUUCACUGUUUCAAAAAAUUUAGAAAUUUUUGAGGCUGAAAAUUUGAAAACGCUAAACAAAUCAAAAAUAGAAAAAUUAAUUUCAAAGCCACGUGGCAAACCAAAAAAAAAUCAGAAACCUAAUAAUGUUAUUCCAGAUGGCACCAUCAAAACCACACCACAACCUCUAUUAUCCUCGCCAACAUCAUCAGCAUCCGAUGCUUCCUCAUAUUCCCCUUCGCUACAAUUCCCCUCACCCUCUCUACCAUUAUUACUUCCACCCUCACCCGAUUCUCUCACACCCACCAACACAACAACAUCCACCACAAACACAACGACACCAUUGGUGGCGCCCGUCCCCACUCAAUCCACUUCAAUUGAUCGGUGCUCAAGACACGGCUCUCUUGCAAACCCUCUUGGCCCAAUACAAAUUGUUGGAAGAGGUCGCCAAUUUGGCGCCGGCAUCUUCAAAUGGAACAAGUUCACCAAUUGGUGAGGUUGGCGAUGAGGAAGAGAUGAUAAUUGGAGAAGAAGAGGAGGAAGUGAGUGAGAAUUUGGAGCAUGAAGAAGAAGAAGAAGCUGAGGAGAAGUUGAAUUGUAUUAUUGAUGUAUGUUCGGUUUAG
Messenger RNA from Caenorhabditis angaria, 5042 nucleotides. NCBI's taxonomy places the organism in Eukaryota, Metazoa, Nematoda, Chromadorea, Rhabditida, Rhabditidae. The record is from the annotation of a GenBank genome assembly.